Molecule: messenger RNA, 765 nt
Organism: Macrosiphum euphorbiae (potato aphid)
Lineage: Eukaryota; Metazoa; Arthropoda; Insecta; Hemiptera; Aphididae
Source: the annotation of a GenBank genome assembly
AUGUCGUCCCACGACGCCAACAACGAACAGGAGCCGCAGCAGGUGGCCGAGCCAACCGUUCGGCUGUGCGUGUUGCGCACCUGGCCUGACCACUUUGACGGGUACGGGUUCAACCUGCACGCCGAAAAGUCAAAAACAUCCGCGUCUUCGCCCAACGGCGGUCUGCCAUUCUCCGGCGGACAGUUCGUCGGCAAGGUGGACCGGGGCAGCCCGGCCGAGAGCGCCGGUCUCCGGGAGGGCGACAGGAUCGUACAGGUGGACGGAGUGGACAUCGACGGCGAGACGCACUCCAAGGUGGUCGCCCGCAUCAAGAAAGGCUCGGCCGGGGACGGCGCAGAGGACGACAACGAAUCGGUCAGUCGCUGUUCGCUGCUGGUGGUCGACCGCCGGGCAGACACGUACUACAGGGAGAAGGGCAUCAGAGUGCACGCCGACAUGGGGCUGCAGAUACUGGUGUUGCGCACACCUGAGGAGCCGACGCCCGAAUGCCUUGCUCUGCAGCCGCAGAAUGCCCCGAGCCCGAAAAACGCCGCGGUGGCCGACGACGCCGCAGGAGCAAAGCAACAGCCGAACGACAGCGACGAGACUGCAAAAGCCGCCAACUCAACGACUUCAACCACUACGACGUUAAAUCUGAACAUGACUGCUGCCGAGCUGCGCCGGCGAUUGGCCGAACGCAAGAAGCAAGACUCUCGACGCGCCGGCGGUGCUGGAGACGGAUCGUUAGAUUUCCGUAAAAAGUACGAGAUUGUCGACAAGUUGUGA